Staurois parvus is the source of this 450-nucleotide messenger RNA. The record is from the annotation of a GenBank genome assembly. NCBI's taxonomy places the organism in Eukaryota, Metazoa, Chordata, Amphibia, Anura, Ranidae.
GAGAAGCCUUACAAGUGCCCUGAGUGUGACAUCUGCUUUAGCCAGCACUCGAGCUUGGUGCGCCACCGCCGCAAGCACUCUGGCGCCCGCCCGUACAAGUGUUCGCAGUGUGAGAAGACCUUCAGCCAGAAGGGGCACCUGAGCAAUCACGUUCGCACGCACACCGGGGAGCGGCCGUACAAGUGCGCCGAGUGCGGCAAGUCUUUUAGUGAGCACUCCCACCUCACGGCCCACCAGCAGAUCCACACUGGCUACCGACCGUACGCCUGUGACCAGUGUGGCAAGAGCUUCACCCAGCAUUCCACCCUUGUGCGACACCAGAGGAUCCACCUGGGCAAAAUGGACUCUUUCUGGAGGAACAUUUAUCAGGGAGAAGACACACGUGCCGAAUCUCCCACCAGUCAGGGGGCCGAGGAAGAAUUGUCUGGUGAUUUGGUGGAACACAGCUGA